AGGAAAGGAAGGAAACGCAGCUAAUUAUACCGCGGCUUCAGGCCUUCCUUCCUUCCCUACUCGCUGUCGCCUUCCACCAUCUCCGCCACCUUCUCCUUCCCUCCCAAGAUCUCUUCUUUGGAUGCCGCGCUGAAAGAUUCGCUUUCUUGGUUGGUUGGUUGAUCGAUCCGGUGCCCGGAUUUGGGGAGGAAUUAAAGGUGGCGCCUUGGCGAAGCAGUAGAUUCUUUGAUUGCUUGUUUGAUUGGUGGUUCUUGAGCGAGAAGAGAGAGACUGAUUGAUUGGUGGAGAAGCUGUGAGGUGGGGUUUGAAAGGAGGCGCGUUCUUGUGGGGGAUUUGGGAAGGGGGGGGGGGGAAUUUCGGUCUCGUUGGUUCGGAUCUUGUUGGUGUGUAGUAGUAGUAGUUGGGCAUGAGCGUCGGGGGAGAUGGGGAUGGAUUACUACAACGUGCUGAAGGUGAACCGGAACGCGACGGAGGAGGAUCUCAAGAAGUCGUACCGGCGGAUGGCGAUGAAGUGGCACCCCGACAAGAACCCCGGCGACAAGAAGAAGGAGGCCGAGGCCAAGUUCAAGAAGAUCUCCGAGGCCUACGAGGUUUUGAGUGAUCCACAGAAGAGGGCAAUAUAUGAUAAAUAUGGAGAGGAGGGUCUGAAGGCCUCUGUGGAUGCAGGGGCUUCAUCAUCCAUGAAUGGCAACCGCCGGUUCAAUCCUCGGAACGCUGAAGAUGUAUUCGCCGAGUUCUUUGGCAGCAGCAAGCCCUUUGAGGGAAUGGGGCGCGCAAAGUCAAUGAGGUUCCAGACAGAAGGUGCUGGCACUUUUGGUGGAUUUGGUGGUGGGAAUGAGAACAAGUUCAGAUCAUACAAUGAUUCAGCCGGCACCAGUUCAAGCCAGCCCCGGAAGCCACCAGCCGUGGAGACAAAAUUGCCUUGCACACUGGAAGAGCUAUAUGCUGGUUCGACGCGAAAGAUGAAGAUAUCCAGGAACGUUGUCAGGCCUACUGGCCAAAUAGGAACUGAAUCAGAGAUUCUAACUAUCGAUAUAAAGCCCGGAUGGAAGAAAGGAACCAAGAUUACGUUCCCGGACAAGGGGAAUGAGCAGCCAAACCAGCUCCCUGCUGACCUUGUAUUUGUAAUAGAUGAAAAGCCCCAUGAUCUGUACACAAGAGAAGGUAAUGAUCUCCUUGUGCACCAGAAGAUUGAAUUGGUGGAUGCGUUAGCAGGAACCACCGUUAAUCUGAAGACUCUCGAUGGCCGGGACCUGGUGAUCAAGCUCACUGAUGUGGUCACACCUGGGUACGAGCUCGCGAUCGCAAAGGAAGGGAUGCCUAUUGUCAAGGAGAAUGGGAGGAGAGGCAAUCUAAGGAUCAAGUUCGACAUCGUUUUCCCCAAGAGGUUAUCGUCAGAUCAGCGGCAGAACAUUAGGAAGGUUCUUGGAGGGCAAACUCAGCAGCAGUGAGCACAUUUUCAGAAGCAAAUCGACUGUGCCAUAGUUCUUGAGAUAAACAGACUAAUUCAGAGCUCUUGUUCUUCUUCUCCAGUUGGCUUGUACACAUAGUUAUUUUUCAUUUGGAGUUGUUCAUCUUUGAUCUGCCCCCCUUCUUGGAAAAAUAGCAAUGUUAAUUGAUGACCACUACACGUGUAAGCAAAAACACAUAUCAUUACACUUGAAAUACAGAGUGCAAUGCAAUGUACGUUUGGUGAA
This is a messenger RNA of Oryza sativa Japonica Group (Japanese rice), 1697 nucleotides long. RefSeq lists its product as uncharacterized. The record is from RefSeq and is a predicted model, not a curated record. Gene Ontology annotation, molecular function: protein-folding chaperone binding. Gene Ontology annotation, cellular component: cytosol. NCBI's taxonomy places the organism in Eukaryota, Viridiplantae, Streptophyta, Magnoliopsida, Poales, Poaceae.